AUUUUGAUCGAAGAAAUGUCUUCUCAAGAAUCCAAUAAAGGUUCCUCAAACGGCUCGUCUGAUCCAUAUUCUACUGGAACCAAUUCUCAAGGCAAUCACUGGUGCCACCGAGGUCCCUCUGAAGCAAUGGGUGGCAAUUAUCACUAUUCCAAUAGAGAUUCAUCUUACUAUUACCAGAAUCCUGAUGGUUCAACUUAUUAUAAUAAUGGUCAAGGAGGUGCAGUAUAUACUCCACCUUCCCAAAAUCCUAGAGCCAAUAAUUAA
Messenger RNA from Scutellospora calospora, 264 nucleotides. The record is from the annotation of a GenBank genome assembly. NCBI's taxonomy places the organism in Eukaryota, Fungi, Glomeromycota, Glomeromycetes, Diversisporales, Gigasporaceae.